This is a messenger RNA of Cladocopium goreaui, 909 nucleotides long. NCBI's taxonomy places the organism in Eukaryota, Dinophyceae, Suessiales, Symbiodiniaceae. The record is from the annotation of a GenBank genome assembly.
AUGCUGCAAGAGAUUCCUGACAUGCAACAAUCAAUGGUCUCAUACAAUGAGGCUAGGCAGAGGAUCAAUGAUCGCCGUCGCAGCCGAGGGUUUUGGCCCACUGGAAAAGGAAAAGGGCAAGGUGGGUUCAAAGAUGGCUCCCGGCCAUACCGCAAAGGUGUUGGAAAGUCUGGAAAAGAAGAGUUGUUGGCUCGCAUUGCAAAAACGCAUUGCAAGCUUUGCGGCGCCCUUGGUCAUUGGCGCGCAGAAUGCCCUCAGAGGAAAGAAGCCCGUGAAACUGCCAACGUUGCCUUCUCCAUGCCUUCCGAAGCAUCCGAUGCCGAAGAGGAGACCAGCCAUGCAGUGGUCUUUGAAGAGUUCAGUGAACAGGAGUGCACCCGUUGUGAAACAUGUUUCGUUGCCUCAUGCUACCGAAAACCAGUUUUCUGCGAGCAAAAUGUUGAAGACGUGAAAGCCUUUUGGGGUAAGAAACUGAAUAAGAUCAGAAGAUUUCGAAUGGGAAGCCGAGAUGGUGCCGUCACAAGGCCAAGCUGCAUCAACGGUGCCAAAUUCUUCCCAAUCGAUGCCUGCUGUGAUGAUGAAUGUCAGAGCUCCCAACAAUCAGCCUCCUCCAAUGCUAGUGAGACAGCCCAUGCCGCACGUGUCAAUGACACCAAGUGCCCGACCACCAGCUGCAAUGAUGGGAAGCCCAGGAUCGUCUUACGCAGCUUCCGAGAUUGGAAGCCAAUUGAUGGUGACUCAAGCAUCCCUCGAAAGCUGGGGAAACAAGAUCGUGGGCUAUUGGCAAAAAGUUACAUCAAGUGGAUCUUGGCCAGAGCCGACAACCUUUCCGAGGAUAUGGCGGAUUUCGCAAGCUAUGCCCGAGCUCGCAAUCAACUGGAGCAAUUGGCCAACAACCCGGUUCCAUGA